AUGUCUCAGCGCGAGACCAUGGCGUCCCCGACGCGAGACGCUGACAUCAACGUCGUUUCGAGCCCGGAGUCCACCAGCAGGAACUGUUCCCCGGAGCCGGACUUCCGGUCCAAGAUUACCUGUUUUCCUGUGUUGAAAGCUAGUGAUGAGGAUGAUGUUAGGACUGAUAGGGACAGUAAAGCGAGUGGGCAGAAAAGUUCGGGCGGGUCUACAAAUUUUUCGAUUUCGAGUAUUCUGUCUAGAAGUGAUCCGGCGGCUAAGAAGAAUGGUUUUUUGACCGGUGGUGGUUUGGAGAAUGCAGGGUUGUCUGCUGGGGCUGAUAGUGCUGUUUUGUCGAGAUUAGGAAUAAUGUCACAUUUUGGUGCAUUAGCAGCGGCGAGCAGUAGAUACGCAGCACUAUGCGGUACACCAACGGAUCCGAGAACGCUUCCAUGGUACUGGGGUCGGAUACCAUCACAAAUUCCGAAGGACCGACACAGUCCUAACGGUGGCUCGACGACCGACGACCCGAGCCCCCCGGCGUCCCCCCGUGACCCCCCGCCGCCCCACACCUCUGGUUCGCGGCCCUCCACCCCCCCGCCGGCUGCCUCCCCGCACCCCGCCUACCUGGACCGGGGGUACGCGACGGCGGGCCGGCCGAAGAGCCCGUACCGGGACGCCGAGCACAUGGUCAUCGACGAAGAGGUGGAUGACGAAGAGAGCGACUACGACACCGACAAAGACAAGAAGAUGCAGAACGCCAGCCUCAGCCCGGGCAGUAACUCGCUGUCCAACAAAAGGAAGAAGAAGACGCGGACGGUGUUCUCGCGCUCGCAGGUGUUCCAGCUCGAAUCGACCUUCGACAUGAAGAGGUAUCUGUCUUCCUCGGAGAGGGCGGGGCUAGCCGCCAGCCUGCAUCUGACUGAAACACAGGUGAAGAUCUGGUUCCAAAACCGAAGAAACAAAUGGAAGCGUCAACUAGCCGCCGAACUCGAAGCCGCCAACAUGGCGCACGCUGCCCAACGCCUAGUGCGCGUGCCCAUUCUCUACCACGAGUCUGCCUCCGCUCCCCUGCGCCACCCCUUCGACCAGAGCCACCCCCUCGGGGGGCUGCCCCACCCGCUGGACUCGAGAGAGGGCGGCAGCGGCGGCAACGGAUCCGGCGGGUAUCCCAGUAGUUUGUACUACCACCACCAGGCGGCGGUAGCGGCGGCAGUACACAGUUUGCCUUCCAGUCCGGUCAGCAGGCCGCCCAUGUCGGGUCUAGUGUGA
Messenger RNA from Phaedon cochleariae (mustard beetle), 1251 nucleotides. NCBI's taxonomy places the organism in Eukaryota, Metazoa, Arthropoda, Insecta, Coleoptera, Chrysomelidae. The record is from the annotation of a GenBank genome assembly.